Messenger RNA from Phyllostomus hastatus (greater spear-nosed bat), 438 nucleotides. RefSeq names its product translocase of outer mitochondrial membrane 7 (gene TOMM7). The record is from RefSeq and is a predicted model, not a curated record. The transcript has 3 exons. The coding region runs from base 70 to 237 and encodes 55 amino acids. Gene Ontology annotation, biological process: protein import into mitochondrial matrix. Gene Ontology annotation, cellular component: mitochondrial outer membrane translocase complex. NCBI's taxonomy places the organism in Eukaryota, Metazoa, Chordata, Mammalia, Chiroptera, Phyllostomidae.
CCUUUCCUUUUUUGGAUAGACUCUGCCGCCGCUCGUGCGGGUCCUUGCAGCGCCGCCUGGGCCGUCACCAUGGUGAAGCUGAGCAAAGAAGCCAAGCAGAGGCUGCAGCAGCUCUUCAAGGGCGGCCAGUUUGCCAUCCGCUGGGGCUUUAUCCCUCUCGUGAUUUACCUGGGAUUUAAGAGGGGUGCAGAUCCUGGAAUGCCUGAACCAACUGUCUUGAGCUUACUUUGGGGCUAAAGCACUGUUUGGUCACCUGGACUUGGAAGCGCUCAGUGGACAGUCAACACGGAAGGUGUGCACUCUGGCCGGGCUAAGAGCUGGGACAUCGAUCAGACGCCCAACAGUUGAAUGGCACAGGGCUCUUCUCGGGUGCAUCUGUGGCAGAGUGGAACCCCUGCUGACUGCCAGACUGUAUCAAAAUAAAUGUCUUUAACAGUG